AUGUCUGUAUCGCCAGUGCUCGCACGAAAGCCAUCAUAUCAACCUUUUCAAUGUUUGAUCUGCCAAAGCCGGUUUACCAGGCACGAGAACCUCAAGCGACAUUCUGCCCUGCAUAAUCGUUCUCAAAAUGAUGCCUCCCUGCCCUGCGACUUUUGCCAUGCCACAUUUUCUCGCCCGGAUUUACGGAAUCGUCACAUGAAAAGGAAGCAUCCAGAUCAGGAAGAUGGUCGGAUAACUAAGAGAAAACAUGGCGUUGCGCAGGCGCGGCCACGAGCUUCUCAGAAGGGCUCAUCUCCUAGGGAGAAUUCUGCUUCGCUAUCGCCAACGGACAGCCAUAAUGACUUGCAGUCGCAUCACUCUGAAGGAGACUUUGGAAUGAAUAGUGGAAUUUGGAACGCCCCCGCACCAUAUGAGCAACGCCCUUCCGACUUCGGUUCUCAGCGAGACCAUGCGGAGAGCAGCCAUCGUGCAGCUACUGCUUCUUUGGCACAACCAUUUCUGAGCGAUUCCACAUGUAUCAACCAGAUUGUCCAAGAGGCAACAGAUCUUGAGCAGAGCAUACUUCUCGGCGCACCCUUCCUAAAACCAACACACUCCUUUGGCCUACAACUUCAUCAACCGGGCCCCGCACACUCCAUUGGCCCAAAUUUGACAGGCAUCGAAUCCAGCCACAGCUCCCCGGACAAAAUAUCAUCCCAUGACCUACUGGAAGCGCAGGGUGACUGGUUUCCUUCUAUUCUUCAGAUCGAACGCGGAUGCGACCUUUUUUUCAGACACGUUUCGCCAUAUGUACCUUUUCUUCACCAGCCAACCUUCGAUCCUUCACAAACCGCCCCCAUAUUAAUUCUAAGCAUGCUUUCGCUCGCGUUUCAACACGGAGACGACCCAGAAUGUGGGAGUCAAAUAGGUUCGGGCGCUGCUUUAUCUGUACAUUGUUUUCACCGCGCCCGUUUUCUCGCAAUUUCCGGCGAUGCAAGAUCCGAUAUGCCACCGCAAGACAUUGCCAUGGUCCAAUCAUACCUACUCCUUCAAAUCUGUGCCAUGAUGUUCCUUUGCGGAAAGGACUCAGCCCACGGCCUAAAGAUGCACUCCAGUAUGAUUUCCCUCGCCCGAGCCGGGGGACUUAUGCAGCCGAAUGCAGUUGAGCCCUCAACAGCCACAGAUCUCGACUCAUUGUGGCGCGAAUUUGCAAGAGCCGAAUCACAUAAACGAACACUCUUUGCCGUACACCAGGUCGACGCCCUUUGGUAUCAAUUCCUAUCUAUCCCGCGAUCUAUAUCACACCUCGAAAUUAAACACGACUUGCCCUGUCCUGAAGACCAGUGGAAAUCAACCUCAUCAGCGGAGUGGGCUCACAGACAACUCGUUUCAAGGAAUUCCGGGCCUUCGGUACAAUACGCCGAUGCCGUUCGCCAAUUCCUAUCGGCGGACCCGGAUCUCCAAGAUUUGCCAUCCUUCGAUCCGUACGGCGCUGUCAAUAUUGCGCAGUUUCUCAUAUCCAGCGCCCGUGAGAUAUCGGGAUGGUCUACGAUGACGGGAAUGCUUAGUAUGGAGAGAUUCAGUGCUUUGAGGUCAUCACUAAUAGCACUGGGCCCAUUUGUGCGUCCAGAGGUGCAUACGGGAGAUCUCACCAAUCUCGCACUGUGUGAAGCAACCUGGCAAACCGCCAUGAUCGAGAUACAGCUUUGGUCGCCCUCACAUACUGGCGGAAUUGUGGAAGGAAGCAUCGAUGCCGUUCUGAGCCAGUCGACAUUUUUGGCGCCGUCGGCAGAGUUCCUUUGCGAGCCUGAAACUGCAAAGUCUGUUCAGCCUCACGUUGACUGGUUUUUGCGAUAUCUUGAGGCAGUGGUUUUGCCGGGAUCAGAAGCACCCUGGGUCGCCCUGUACGCGUACAAAGCCUUCUUAAUAGCAUGGCAGCUGGUACGAGGGGGUAUUCCAGGCGCGAUGGAAGUCGUGGGCGUUGCUGAUGGCGAUGAGAAUGGAGCCCUUGAAUGGGCGAGAAAAGUCUUUCUACGCAGACAGAGAUGGCAGUUGGGCAAACUUAUUCUGGAAUGUAUUGAUGCAUUAGGGAAAUGA
Penicillium waksmanii is the source of this 2076-nucleotide messenger RNA. RefSeq lists its product as uncharacterized. Bases 1 to 2076 code for a protein of 691 amino acids. The record is from RefSeq and is a predicted model, not a curated record. Lineage: Eukaryota; Fungi; Ascomycota; Eurotiomycetes; Eurotiales; Aspergillaceae. Gene Ontology annotation, biological process: regulation of transcription by RNA polymerase II; DNA-templated transcription. Gene Ontology annotation, molecular function: DNA-binding transcription factor activity, RNA polymerase II-specific; RNA polymerase II cis-regulatory region sequence-specific DNA binding; zinc ion binding. The transcript has a single exon. Gene Ontology annotation, cellular component: chromatin.